Messenger RNA from Cladophialophora psammophila CBS 110553, 2226 nucleotides. RefSeq lists its product as uncharacterized. Bases 1 to 2226 code for a protein of 741 amino acids. The transcript has a single exon. Gene Ontology annotation, cellular component: nucleus; cytosol. The record is from RefSeq and is a predicted model, not a curated record. NCBI's taxonomy places the organism in Eukaryota, Fungi, Ascomycota, Eurotiomycetes, Chaetothyriales, Herpotrichiellaceae. Gene Ontology annotation, biological process: protein deubiquitination.
AUGGGAGGAGUCGCCGCCCUGUCUCGCCCGCCUUCACGAGUCGACAAUUCGAUGAUGGACCUCUCUUCCGAACAUGCCGCGGCUUCAGCAAGCAAUGUCAAGUCCCUUAAAGAACAAGAAGAAAUGAACGAUCCGGAGCUGCAGCGGGCAAUGGCCGAGUCACUGAGGCAGACCUUACCAGCACAGGAAGACGGAGUCACAGGGACCGGGACACAUUUCGGGCCUGCCAACCGAGAAUACUACGACCCCAGCAGCUGGGCUUUAACUACCUAUUCCACCUCGCGGGAGAUCAUUGAACAUCCGCCACCAUCGAAGCGAAGAAGGAUAGGCGACGCACCUCCUUUCCUGCGUGGCUCGAAGGAGACUGGCUACUUGGGAUCCUUGCUUACGAUCUACCACAAUAUCCCUCUCGCUCGCCAAGCUCUUCUCAUGCCUCCUCUGAAAGUCCAUGCUUACGCCCACGAUAAUAACUGGUGGUCUGGGGCCACCGACGAGAACACCAAGGCCUUGUCGACCGACAAUACUCUCCGCAUUGACCGGCAAGAGUGCAAUCUGCUUACAGAAGUCCAAUGCCUGAUGGCUUUUCUUGACAGGACCGCUCGGGCCUAUGGCAGUGUCGAUGCAUUGGCGGAUUUACAGGCCGUUCGCAGUCGAAACGACGAUACGCCGUUUCAUCUUUUUCUCGAAGCUUGGACCGCAGCAGCUGUGAAGCAGGCUCCCCAGGAACAACUGACGCAGGUCUUUAGUUCCGUGGCAGCGAAAGCAGGGGGGCCGGGCGACCCUGCAAUGGUGGAGAAGACCCUGUAUUGCAUCGAUCCUUUCAUCAAUCAUUUCCCCGGUGAGACUUUGACCGAUUUGCUCGACAAUACGAUCUGGAACGAUGAGCAUGGAAACAUAGAUGAUGUUUGGAUCAGCCAUUGCGCGGAGAUCUUCACUAUCCGAGUCCACGAUCCUAACGGCACAUCGAGAAGCUCGGAUCUGCAAUUGGAUCCUAUAUGGUACCCCGACCGGUACAUGUAUGAAUGCAGGGAGCAGAUGCAGCAGAUACGCAAAGAGCUUCAGUCGAUUCGCCGAGAGAUGGAUCAAUAUACUCACAUUCAACGCCGAUGCCAAAUUUUCAAGUCGCCUGACAACAGACUCCUCGAUGUUGCUGAAGUACUCAAUGCUGCAGCCAAAGCUUCGACUACGGUGUUGGGGAAGAAAUCUGUCCCGAAUGGCUUUGUUGACAGCCAGGGAUCCGGAGCGGAAGACACAGUCACCCAGUCCGACGUGGAUGAGCUCGGCUCGGCAUUGCAAUCUGUGCUCCAAAAGAUCCGGCAAAAGUUGGAUUCUCUUGAACAACGCAAGAAUGAGCUUCGGGUCAGGAGCCGGCAGAUCACGAUGCAACUCACAAAACCCACGCCAGAGAUUCCGGACGUCCCCAGUCACAAAUACACUCUUCAGGGCGUCGCUACCAAGCCUGGGGUCACUUAUUUCCGCCGACAGAACACGAAAAUUCGUUUCCUGGUUGACGACGAUGCAUUGGACCAGGACAGCUUAAGUUGUGGUUGGUGGAGAACUGCGUGGCUACAAGAGGAAAUCCAACACCCGGUCUUGCACCCUCCGAUGUUGGGCCCUGUGACCAGAGCCCAGGCGGAAGCAACCAAGCAGUCAGAAACCACUCCUUACUCGGUCACCAGGGUUCAGGAGGCCGAAGUGCUGGAAGCGGUUAGAACGGAGGCCAACUCUGUCCUGCUGGUAUAUGCCAACGAAAACGCGAUGAACUUUCAGGCUGGCGAUUUGAGCAUUUCACUCCGGCACUUUGUUGAUCGUGAUAACCAAGCAUUUGCAGAGGAACUGCAACAAGAACAAGGUUCACUACCUAGUGCAUCUGCUGAUCUCGAGGUCGAGACCGAAUUUGAAGAUGUCCCUUUGAUUGACCCAACAGGAUCCAGUGGCUCAGUACGUGAGCUCACCCCCAUGUCGACUUCCAGCCCCGACCAUGACGAAGACAGGCAACCCUCCCCCAGACGUGCGAUUGGACAAAGUUCGGCCCAAAUUCCUGAAGAGCCGCCUUCCUACGAGGAAAGCGUCCGCAAGCAGGAAAUGCAGGAGAGGAAGGGGAAUAAGAUUGGCUUAUAUGCGGAACAAAUGCUGCAGAGAUACGGAAACGAUGGGGCCCAGGAAAUGGGAGAGAACGACAGCAGUAGCGGUUGCCUAGAGGUUGAGAAUGCGAACGCGGAGUGA